AUGCUGCCAAAGAUUGAACGCCUGUUUCGUCGGGGCUAUCGGGCCUUGACUAAAUCAGCUGAGACCGUGACUUCGAACAACAAAGAGAACCUGCCUUCGGGAAACAAAGAACCCUCGCCCUCGGGCAACAAAGAAUACACCCCAAAGGCGAGCCAAGUGCCGUCAAGUUCCCAUCCCAUCAGGGAAUGGCUCAAAAACGUGACACACCCUAUGGAUGGGUCUCCCGCCAACAAUGUGAGACCCAAAGUCGAUGGUAUUGACUUCUACAUCGACUUCUCUGAGACUUCAGAAUCGAGAUCCACCCCGGCCUGGUUCAACGAGACUUGGGACAACGACCCCGAGAUUCGACGUUUCCUGUGGGAGGACAAUAUUUCCCACGACCAGGUGCCUUCAGGAUUCCGUGCAACUCACCACUCCCCCCACGGAUCCGACACUAUGAUCAAAUCACUUCCUUCUCCCUCUCUUGCUACCCCGAUCCUGCCACAACCGGCGGUUGCACCUACUCCCCUUGACCGUCCUUCCCCGUCGCUCAACACUCUUCCUGACACGAUUGUUCAGUUCAACGAACAUGGUCAGAUUGCGACCUCAACCCAAGAAACAGCCUUCUUCCCCGAGGAAACAGAGCCUCGGUAUCUAGCUAAGCAAGUUAAGCUUGAGCCACAGGAUUCUGUAACAAAACGCAAGCGGUCUGAGGACACUGACGUCAAUGAGGACGACAAAUGGGACUCCGAGCCGCCCACCUCACCUGAAUACAAGAUUUCUAUUGCGAGUGAUGGUGGUGACAGCGAUAUCAGCGACGCUUCUUCCUCACCAUGUACGAAGCGAGUAAAGAGAGCUGCUUUGCAUCCCUCGGUCAAGAACAGCCGCUCGAUUAAGCCCAAAGUCGGAAAGACCAGAAGGAAGAAGAAGAAGGGAACAUGGGAAUCGGAUAGGUCAAUGUCUGAGCCAAGUGACCUCGACGAGAGCGAGGAAGAAUACAUCAUUCCGACAGGAGAGCGCGAUGAGCUGCUCAAUAAUAAGCUGACCCGAGAAAGAGCAAAGCGCCUACUUGAAGCAGUAGAACUCCCCCAGGGCCACGACCUGUCACCAGAUGAACAGCGGACUGCUCAUCAACUUCUUACUCGUGGCUGCAUGCCAACUAUCCACCGACACUGGGAGAAAGAUUUCUCCACCCUUCCAGAGUCACUGUUCUUUUCUGGGAAUGAUGAUGAAGCUCAACGUAACGAAUCCAACUUUAUCCUUGAAAACGAUAAGUGUUCCGAGUUUUACGCCAUCCGCGCAUUCCAGGAGCUUUUAAAGAUAUGCGGUAAUGUGAGGGACUACUGCAAUAUCCUUGACAUAUGUCCUGCAAUCUACAUCAAGAAGUCAAUAGAGAAAUACCUGCGCUGGGCAUUGAGCGAUGCCGGUGUCAGGGUGCAGCCGAACACACCCCCUGUGCACGUUAUCUAUCGCAAACCUCAGGACGAAGAGCCAAAAGAAGCCUUUAAUAAAGUUGCCAAAACAUUGGAGGAUCUAUCGAAUACCUGGCAGAGCCAACUCGCUGGAUCCCAUGAUGGUGAAGAAGCCUGGCCGGCAUUGAUGGGGCUCGUUCUCUGUGGGCCUGUUCUUUCUGUCAUCUCUCUGGACACCAAUCCCAAUCCGCAAACCCUAACACACGGAAUCAAGUUCCUUGGUCAUUUCGACCUUUCAGAUUUCGAUAAUGAUGUCUGGAACACCCUGGCUAUCGCGAUCAUCAUCAUGCACAUCAGAAGGACCGUGACCAAACUCGCAAAGGCCUACGAUCACAGGUUUGUGGCCUCGAUCUUUGAUGGCCCUGCCAUGAAUUCCCCAGAUCCUGACCGUUGA
Molecule: messenger RNA, 1845 nt
Organism: Penicillium psychrosexuale
Lineage: Eukaryota; Fungi; Ascomycota; Eurotiomycetes; Eurotiales; Aspergillaceae
Exons: 2
Coding region: 1-1845 (614 amino acids)
Source: RefSeq, a predicted model, not a curated record